Molecule: messenger RNA, 1738 nt
Organism: Eremomyces bilateralis CBS 781.70
Lineage: Eukaryota; Fungi; Ascomycota; Dothideomycetes; Eremomycetales; Eremomycetaceae
Exons: 3
Coding region: 70-1386 (438 amino acids)
Molecular function (GO): protein binding
Source: RefSeq, a predicted model, not a curated record
UCGCAACUCGUAAGACCUCGACAUUGGUUCCCAAACUUUUUAGACUCUCCGCUACCUCGCAACCCUCCUAUGAUUCCCAGCAUGGAAUCAGACGUGCUGGAAUCGCCCACCAGCAAUACUAUGCUCAAAAAGUCUCGAUUCGCCAAACCUGCGUGGGCAGCGGCGCGUUCCACUUCGAAAGACACCGGAACAGAGGAUGGCCUUUUCUCGCGGUCGACGCGAGCUUACGAGGAAAUACUCGCCGAAGAAGAGGAGAUCAAAAGGGCAAAAGAGGAGCGAAAGCAGAGGAGACGCCACCGUGACAGCCCCUCGCGCGACAGCCCGAAGCGUCGUCGCCUAAGCCGCGAGGACGAUGACUCCUCUGCACCUGUUGAAGCGCAAAGAUCCCCGGCAGACAAAAGUCUUGAUCGUGAAACCGAGCGCUCACACUCUACUAGGACGGCUGAUUAUGGAACCAUUCACAUCGAUUCCAUUACCUCCGCUGAUAAACGGUUUUCGGCACCAGGAACAACGGGCGAGGAAUCUCGAAGGGAUGCUGCAAUAGAACGGAAAAUCAGGAGCACGGUAAAUACGGACGACGAGGACGACGAGUCGGAUGAGGACCUACAACUGCUCAUUGAAGCGGCUCGUCAACAGCGACUGUCAAAGGAGCAGGCGAACUCUCUACCAGCAGUGCCUCCGCCCACUGUCACGAGCAAGGCGUCAUCGGAUGAUAAAGUUGGUGGUGCGAGCACUACCGCUUUGGACGGCCGGCCCAACUAUAUCGUCGAAAUUCUCAUUACAUCAAAGCUGCCUGGGACACAGCCCGUUGUCAUCACUAGAAAGCUUUCUCAGCGCCUCAAAGAAGUACACGCGGCAUAUUGCGAUGCCAUGGGGUUCACCCCCGAAAUGUUCCGCCGAGUGUUCCUCACAUGGCGCAACCAGAAGAUAUGGGGCUUUCAAACGUGCGAGGCGCUGGGCUUGGACCUACCCCCUAUCGACGCCGACUCUAUGGAUGAAACGGGGGUGGGAACCGUACAGAUCUCGAUGGAGAUGGUCACCCCGGAGAUUUUCGAGGCCAACAAACAAGCCGCCGAACUCAGCUUCCUGCAGGAACCCACGGAGAGGAGCAGGGAAACGCGGAGUAGCGAGCCGGUUGAAGCGGAGCAAGCGGACUCAUCGAAAAUCAGGGUCAUCCUAAGAGCGAAGGAUUACGGAGAAUUGAAGAUUGCUGUGAAACCGGACACAACGAUUCUCUCCAUGAUCCACGCGUACCGCAAAAGGUGCAACGUCCAGUCCGAGAAGGCGGUUAAAUUGAUGUUCGAUGGCGAGGAGCUAGGCGAGGAUCAAUCAGUCGCCGAUUCAGACAUCGGUGACAUGGAACUCAUUGAAGUCCAUGUCAAGUAGCCCUUCCGAUGCGCCACAAUUCGAAUUAUCAUCCAAUCUUCAACAAAGGGCGAUAAGGCCGUCUGUUGCUGGUCUGACCAAGGCUCCCGCAGCCCUAGGUCCAUAAUCUCAUGGAAAAUCCCAAAGGGAUCGAAUCUCCGACUCAUUCCUUCGAAGCUGACUACUUCCUGGUUAGCGAGAUAGUAUGGCUUCAACAUCCAAAGAUGUCGCUAAAAGGUAUCAUGGCCCCCAAUCGAUCCGAUUUCCAUCACCCUAAGAGCUUUUACCAGUGUUGCACUGAACUAACCAAGAUUAUGUUAGGCGGCGUACGUAGUAUCCUUACACAUGCGGUCUCCGGUUUGCUGUGUCGGAC